Messenger RNA from Durusdinium trenchii, 378 nucleotides. NCBI's taxonomy places the organism in Eukaryota, Dinophyceae, Suessiales, Symbiodiniaceae. The record is from the annotation of a GenBank genome assembly.
AUGGCUGCGAUGAUGGCUUGGGCACCGAUACUUAUUUUCAUGUUGCCCCUGAAGGUUAUUGCCAUGCGCGGGACUCAGGACGGUUUGCGACACCAUGACCGUGUUUUUUCCAAGUGUCGCAGUGCCAAGUGCAGUGACCAAACCUAUACCCUCAAUGGAGACAUUGGGGAGAAGAUUCGAUACCAGGAUUGUCAGGUGAAAGAGAAUCAGCCUUUCAAUAAUAUGUAUGGUGAAAAGAUGUGUGAGGAGACCUGCACGGUCCAAUUCAAUGAGGAACCCAAAACUGUCAAAGUCUGGCGAAAAAAGUGGGCGGGGACUGCAGUAUUGCCGGCAUCCAAAGGAAGAAAAAGGCAUUUGUCAAGACCGCUGCUGCAUUAG